CAACAUGUAUAUUAAAUCGGUGGUCAUAGAUGGCUUCAAAUCCUAUGGCCGUCGUACCGAAAUCCAUGGCUUUGAUCCGGAAUUUACAGCCAUUACCGGCCUUAAUGGCACCGGUAAAUCGAAUAUCCUUGAUUCAAUUUGUUUUGUCCUGGGUAUUAUGAAUUUGGGCCAGGUGAGAGCGGCUUCCCUGCAGGAUUUGGUUUACAAAAGUGGUCAGGCUGGUGUAACGAAGGCAACGGUGACAUUGAUCUUUGACAACACCAAUCCCGAUCAAUGUCCUUUGGGUUAUGAGAAAUGUCGGGAGAUAUCGGUGACACGGCAAAUUGUUGUUGGCGGUAAAAAUAAAUAUCUGAUCAAUGGCAAAUUGGUGCAGAACAAAAAGGUGUCGGAUUUCUUUUGCUCCGUGCAGUUGAAUGUCAACAAUCCGAAUUUUUUGAUUAUGCAGGGACGCAUCACCAAGGUGUUAAAUAUGAAACCGCAUGAGAUCUUGUCCAUGAUCGAGGAGGCAGCUGGCACCAGUAUGUACGAAACCAAACGUGAAGCCACCACCAAAUUGAUAGAAAAGAAAGAUGCCAAGGUGCGUGAAACCAACACCUUGCUGCAAGAAGAAGUUGAACCCAAAUUGGAUAAACUGCGCCGUGAACGUGCUGCCUAUAUGGACUUCCAAAAAAUCUGCCGUGAUAUUGAUUAUUUGACCCGAAUCCAUAUAUCAUAUCGUUGGUUGAAAUAUAAUGAAGCUUUGAAAACCAUUGAGGCUAAUAUUGAAAAAUUGAAUGGCCGUAUUGAGGCUGCCAAACAAAAUAUUGUCGAUAAUGAUGCUGAACGUGAAAAGCUGACAGAGGCAGCUAAGGAAUUGCAACAGAAAAUUGAUACCGAAAGUGGUGGGGAAUUGAAAGAAAUUGAGACAGAAUUAGAAGUGCAGUUGCAACAUGAAGGCAAGUCUUCGGGUAAUUUGAAGGCUGGCCAGGGUGCAGUGGAUCAGGAGGAGAAAAAGCUAAAAGCCUUGCUUAAAAGUAUUGCCGAUGAUGAGAAAAGUCUGAAGGCCAAAGAGGCUGAAAUGGCCAAGGUAAAGGAUCUAUUUCAGGGGCUGAAAGAGGCCGAUGAGCGUGAUGCUUUGGCCUAUGAAGAGGCCCAAAAGAAAUUUGAGGCCGUCUCACAGGGUUUGACCACAAAUGAAGAUGGUCAGGCUUCUUCGCUGCAGGAUCAGUUAAUGCAGGCCAAAAAGGCAAUGAGUGAAGCCCAGACUACCAUAAAAACCUCGGAUAUGGAAUUGCGUCAUUGCCGUAAUGUCCUAAAGCAAAAGGAAAGUGAAACUCAAUCGAAUGAUGCAGCCUAUAAUAAAGAUAAAAAGUUGUUGGAUAAUCUUACUGUGGAAAUCCAAGGCAUGGAACAAAAGUUGCAAUCUAUUGAUUACGAAGAGGGUGCAUUUGAACGUUUACAGGAACGAAAAAAUAUUUUACAUAAUGAAAUACGUCAGUUGCAGCAGCAAUUAGAUCGUCGUAAUGCCUAUCGUUAUGAGUUGCAGUAUCGUGAUCCAGAGCCAGGAUUUGAUCGUAGCAAAGUUCGUGGUAUGGUGGGGAAACUUUUCGAUGUCAUUGACGAGAGUAAUUGUUUGGCAUUGAUGAUGACCGCAUCGGGAAGUUUGUAUAGUUAUGUUACCGACGAUGACAUUACCAGCAAGAAGAUCUUACAAAAGGGUCAACUGCAGCAGCGUGUCACCAUUAUACCCAUCAAUAAAAUCUCUUCCCACCCCAUUAGCCAAAAAGUUGUUGAGGCUGCUCAACGGAUUGGUGGAAAAGAAAAUGUCGAUUCGGCAUUGAAUUUGAUACGUUAUGAUCAUUACUUUGAUCCAGUUAUGAAAUUUGUAUUCGGGCAUACGCUAAUAUGUCGCGAUUUGAAUGUGGCCAAACAGGUAACCUAUCAUCGUGAAGUACGCUGCCGUUCCGUGACCCUAGAAGGUGAUGUUGUUGAUCCUGAGGGUACAUUGUCUGGUGGUUCUGCACCUCGAGGUGGUAACAUUCUUCAAGAGCUAGCCGAAAUUAAACGUUUGGAACGAGAAAUAAAGGCACGUAAAGAAGAAAUGCAACACAUCGAUAGAGAAUUAAAUGCAGUCGAGAAUAAAGCCCGAACCUAUAAUAAACUAAAAGAAAGUCUAGAGCUAAGACAACAUGAAAUAAAUGCAUGCAAACAACGUUUGGGUCAAACCACAUUCCAACAACAUCAAGAAGAAAUAUUAUCCCUAAAAGAGCGUAUAAAAUCUCUAGAAGAAGAUCUUAUACAGGCACGAGAAACCCAGAAAACCUCACAGGCAAAGGCCAAGGAUAUUGAAGCCAAAUUAGCCGAUGCCAAGGGUUUCCGUGAACGCGAACUAAAGGCCGCCACGGAGGCAAUGAAACAUGCCAAAAUCAAAGCAGAAAAGUCCAGUGCCAAUUGGAAGAAACAUGAACAGGGUUAUGAAACGCUGCAAAUGGAAAUUGAGGCUCUGCAAAAGGACAUUACCAAUGGCAAGGAACAGCGUACCACAUUAGAGGCAAAUAUUGUCAGCCUCAAGGAGGGCCUAGAAGAAAUGCGUGCCAAAUCAAAAGAAGCUGCCGAAACAGUGGCCCAGCUUAGGCGACGCAUCAAAGAGCAAAAAGAAAAAAUCUCCUCCCAGAAUAAAGAACUUAAAAAUAUGUACGUAAAGAGGGAUAAAUUGGAAAAACACAAUCAAGAGUUAACUCUGGAAAUCAAGAAACGUGAAAAUGAAGUUAACAAAGUACGUUCCGACAGCAAAGAUUCCACCAAGAAAUUGGAAAAUCUUGAAAGUAAAUAUUCAUGGAUAGCGGAGGACAAAGAAUUCUUUGGUACCAAAAAUACCCGUUAUGAUUAUUCAAAAGAAAAUCCCGUAGAGGCUGGCGAAAAACUAACCUCCCUCAUUGAACAAAAAGAGAAAAUGGAACGGCACAUUAAUCUCAAGGCUAUGGUCUUGCUGGAACGUGAAGAGGAACAAUAUCAAGAGACAAUGCGUCGUAAGAAAAUCGUUGAAGAGGAUAAGGAAAAGAUUAAACACAUUAUCUGUAAAAUGGAUGAAAAGAAACGGGAGAAGGUGGAGAAGGCAUGGCGUGUGGUAGAUGAAAAUUUCAGCAGUAUUUUUAGCACCUUACUACAGGGUGCCCAGGCACGUUUGAAUCCGGUCAAACAAAAUGGCCAUUUGGCGGGUUUGGAAAUUAAAGUUGGCUUCAAUGGCGUAUGGAAAGAAUCUCUGGGAGAAUUAUCGGGUGGUCAGCGAUCAUUGGUUGCCUUAUCUUUAGUUUUGGCUAUGUUGAAAUUCUCUCCUGCCCCGUUGUAUAUUUUGGAUGAGGUCGAUGCUGCUUUGGAUAUGUCUCACACCCAAAAUAUUGGCAACAUGUUGAAGAAACAUUUCACAGCAUCACAAUUUAUUAUUGUAUCGUUGAAGGAUGGUAUGUUCAAUAAUGCCAAUGUUUUGUUCCGCACCAAAUUCGAAGAAGGUGUUUCAGCUGUUACACGUACUGUUAAUCCGAAAUUGGGGCGUAAAUAGU
Messenger RNA from Musca vetustissima, 3539 nucleotides. It is a transcript of the gene SMC2, whose product is annotated as structural maintenance of chromosomes protein 2. NCBI's taxonomy places the organism in Eukaryota, Metazoa, Arthropoda, Insecta, Diptera, Muscidae. Gene Ontology annotation, molecular function: protein binding; ATP binding; ATP hydrolysis activity. The coding region runs from base 5 to 3538 and encodes 1177 amino acids. The transcript is spliced from 5 exons. Gene Ontology annotation, cellular component: chromosome. The record is from RefSeq and is a predicted model, not a curated record. Gene Ontology annotation, biological process: chromosome organization.